UCCACCAACAAAUAAUCAUGAAACCUCUGAGCAUUCUAACUCUCAAUUUCAUUCUUCUUGCCCUCAUUUCACACUCACAAGCUUCAUCUUCUACUAAUAAUUUUAUCAAAUGUCUCUCCAAAAAAUUCAACAACUACCCUUCCAUUUCAAACAAAAUCUACACCCCAAUCAACUCUACAUAUUCCUCAACCCUACAAAUAACCAUCCAAAAUCCAAGAUUCGCCUCAAAUUCCACCACAAAACCGAUCGCAAUCAUCACUCCUCAACACGAAUCACAAAUCCCACCACUCAUCCACUGCGCCAAACAUAGCGGCCUUCAGAUCAGAACUCGAAGCGGGGGCCACGACUUCGAGGGACUAUCUUACGUGUCCCGAGCCCCGUUCGUGAUCGUUGAUUUGAUCAAAUUUAGUCAAGUAACGGUCGAUGUCGACCACAAAACCGCUUGGGUCGGAGUAGGCGCAACCAUCGGUUCUUUAUACUACGCGAUCUCAGAGAAAAGUCCGGUCCUGGGCUUCCCGGCCGGGCUCUGCCCUACCGUGGGGAUCGGCGGGCACUUCAGCGGCGGAGGCUAUGGGCCAAUGAUGAGAAAAUACGGCAUCGCUGCUGACCACGUGAUAGAUGCGAGAAUAGUCGACGUCAACGGCAGAAUCCUGGAUAGAAAAUCAAUGGGCGAGGAUCUGUUCUGGGCCAUCAGAGGCGGCGGUGGGGCCAGCUUCGGCAUAAUCGUUGACUGGAAGGUGGAAUUAGUUGACUUUCCAGAAACAGUCACUGUUUUCAGAGUGAGCAGAACGCUGGAACAGAACGCGACUGGACUCAUUCACCGCUGGCAACACGUGGCUCCGAAGCUGGAAAAGGAUCUUUUCAUCGGGAUCAUGUUAUCCCGAACGAACUCCACGCAAUCCAAAAACGGGAUGACGGUUGUUGCUUCAUUUUACUCGUUGUUUCACGGCCCGAUCGAGAGGUUGCUCGUAAUCAUGGAACAGAGCUUCCCAGAGUUAGGGUUAGUUAGAGAAGACUGCAUAGAAACGAGCUGGAUACAAGCGAUGGUGUUUAUAUCAGGUGUUCCCAUUGAAACUCCCAAGGAAGUUCUGCUCAACAGAACUGAUCCCAACACGAGAAGGCCCUUCAAAGGAAAAUCGAAUUAUGUGAAACAACCAAUUCCUGAAUCUGGCUUGGAAGGGCUGUGGAGGCAUUUCUUCGAACAAGAAGCUGAGUCUGUGCUUUUCGCGAUGAAUCCUUACGGUGGAAGAAUGGCGGAGAUCUCUGAAUCCGCCAUUCCGUUUCCCCAUAGAGCUGGCAAUUUGUACAAGAUGUUGCAGGUGGUUUUCUGGGGGGAAGACGAGAAUCGAGAUUCGGACAAGUAUGUGAAGUGGAGUAGGAGAGUGGACAGGUAUCUGACUCCUUACGUUUCGAGGAAUCCGAGGGAAGCGUAUCUCAACUACAGAGAUCUCGAUAUUGGAGUCAACGAAGUUGAAGGGGUGACUAGCUAUGAAAAGGCUAGUGUUUGGGGGAAGAGAUAUUUCAAGGACAAUUUCGAUCGUCUUGUAAGGAUUAAGACUAUGGUCGAUCCUAAGAAUUUUUUUAGGAACGAACAGAGCAUUCCUCCUCUGAACUGAAUGCAGGGAAGAUGAGAUUCACAAAUAAAAACGUAUGUUCUCUCGCAAAUACGAUGUCACAUUAUUUGGUGUCCCUAAAACACCAUGUCAGAUUUGAUUUGGGCAAAUUUUGAUUUUCUGUACUAAUUAGUAGGACUGUAGGAGUAUUUCCUUUGUCCAAAAAAAAAAUCUGAUUUUUAAUUUGUGGUCCACUAAUGCUACUCACGUUUUCAUUUAUAGAAACUUUCUCAGCAUUGGUGAA
Salvia hispanica is the source of this 1857-nucleotide messenger RNA. RefSeq names its product tetrahydroberberine oxidase-like. Gene Ontology annotation, molecular function: FAD binding; oxidoreductase activity. The record is from RefSeq and is a predicted model, not a curated record. Lineage: Eukaryota; Viridiplantae; Streptophyta; Magnoliopsida; Lamiales; Lamiaceae.